Capsella rubella is the source of this 1485-nucleotide messenger RNA. RefSeq lists its product as uncharacterized. Bases 1 to 1404 code for a protein of 467 amino acids. NCBI's taxonomy places the organism in Eukaryota, Viridiplantae, Streptophyta, Magnoliopsida, Brassicales, Brassicaceae. The record is from RefSeq and is a predicted model, not a curated record. The transcript has 6 exons.
AUGGCGGCGCUUCUUUAUCUCAUCACUCUCUUAUCUCUCCCAGCAGUGAUACUAACAACACUAGCAAAGAAUAUAAGUAUUGACUGUGGAUCAACUGGAUCAUACGUGGACUCCAACGAUGUAACAUGGGUCGGAGAUAAGGGCUUUGUCACCACCGGAGAGCCCUUGGAGAUUCCUGACGUCGUCACAAAGCCGAUGAACACUCUCCGGUACUUCCCAACCGGUAAAACCAACUGCUACACCAACAUUCCGGUGACAAAAGGCCGGAAAACCCUAGUGAGGACGAGCUUUAAGUACGAGAACUACGACGGGAAGUUCUCGCCGCCAUCUUUUGACGUGAUUUACGACGGGAAACACCGUGACUCUAUUCAAAUUACUGAUUCGGACGAAGAAAAUUUCUAUUUCUCGGAGGUGAUAUUUGCUCCGGUGAAUGAGAAUAUCAGCGUAUGCUUCUCCCGUACGUCUCCGUCCGAUAACCCUUUUAUAUCUUCUAUUGAAGUUUAUAGUAUGGACGUUGGCAUGUACAACGAUCUUGAUCCUAAAGAAGGUCUCAUUCUCCAAGAAAGAAUUGCUUACGGUGCCAAAGAGUUUAUAAGCUACCCGUUAGACCCUUACGGUCGGCUAUGGAACGCACCAGGGUCCCUAGACAACCCCACAAUGACCAUCGAGCUAUCGAGCUUAGCCCUAUCAAUAGACAUCACCGGAGCGUCUAACAAGCCGCGGGAGAUUGUCAUGUCAAAGGCAUACUCAGGAUACGGAUUAUACGGUUCACUUUCCUACCCGGCUAUACCCUUACCUGGUUCAACGGUAUACAUGGUUCUUUACUUCUCAGAACCUGAGAGUCUAGGUCGGACUCAAAGACGGUCUUUCAACGUUUUCUUGGAUACCACUCAAGUGGGUUCGCGUCCCAUUGUACCGGUGUUUGGGAAAGCGACUCAAUUCGUUUUGAGAGAUGUAGUGCCUACGUCGAUGUCCCAGAUAAUCUUUAAGUCAACCGAUGACUCGAAUUUGCCACCCCUCAUCAAUGGGUUGGAGCUGUACUCAAUAAGUAACAGCAACCGAGUCCGAGACACCCAAGGUCCCGGAGCUACGGAACCACACAAAAACAAUGCCGUAGAAGAUAUAGAACCUUUAGAUGUGACAAAAACAAAGGGAGGAAGAAAGAAGAAGAAAAACAAAUUACCACUCAUUUUUGGUGUUACGUUUGCCUCUGCGUUUGCAAUUCUCUCAUCCGGCUUUGGGGCUAUUUUCUUUAGAAAGCGUCAAAACGCAAUACCACACUCCAACACAACACCAACUAUGUCCACAGGGCAUGGAACAGGCACGGGAAUGUCGCCACUAGUUGAACAACAGUUCGUCAGCGACACGAAUGAUUCGUAUGUUGUUCAAGAUGAACAACAUUGACCCUAGUCGUGUGAUCUACAUUCCUUUUCUUAUUUAUGAAUUUUAUUUUAUUUUAUAAAAAAGUUAUUCUUUCAAUUUAUA